GACCAUUUCUCAACACAUUCUUUCAACUCAAAUAAACAUUCGAAAUCAUAAAUAUGGUCUCCAAUAGCGAUUGUCCAUUCUUUGAUAAGGUCCCAAUUGACAUCAGGACUCAGAUAUACAAAGAAUUGCUAGUCAGUAACAUUAUCGGCACAGCAGAUUCUGUAUCCAGAGGUGCGAACUAUGGAGCUGAUACAAAAUACGGCUUGUUCCCACAUGUAUUGAGAGUCUGCCGUCAAAUUUACGUCGAGGCCUCGGAUGUUCUAUACAAAGAAAACACCUUCUAUAUCGCGUGUCUUCGGGUAGACAAUCACUUUUAUAUGAAUAUGGAUAUGGAUGGAGGCAGUGAUGAUGAAGAUUCAACAGCCGUACUGUGCGUCGAAGGUCCUCUUGUGGAAUUAUCCCCUAUUACGAGAUACCUGAACAAUCAAAGCAGAAUGCCGUUUCCAAUUCCCAAUCUCGGCAAUUGCUCCACUGUUUUGAGAGUUGGCAAGUGGCGUGUGGUAAUCAGCAGGCGUGUGUUUUCUGGUGCCAGUUCGGAACCAACAUGGAAUUGGAGUUUGCGUGAUUUUUGCGAAGCGAUCUCCCAAAAUUCACUGUUAUCGUUGGAAGUAUUACUUCUGCCUUGUGGCUUGGAUUAUGGUGGGACCAGCAUUUGUUCUUUCGACAGCUGUGAACAGAUCUUGAAGCCUUUGAGAAUCCUCCGCAAUGUACAGACAUGUGCAAUCAAAGAAGCUUGCGCAACCGAUGUUCCUGAUAUCAUCCAAUUCAAUGAGGAUGGGUGGGUGGAGAAAUUCAGAGAGAUAAAUGGAGCUCUAGCAGAGAUUCCUAGGGGCUUGAAGAUGGAGAUAGAAACACUUACGACCGGUCAACAACCCUUAGAUGUCCGCCACAUGAUGCAUAAGAACCUCGUAGCUUACGCACGAACCUUUGAGCGACACCGACCUUACAAAAUGCAAAUGGGUUUAAGACAAGAAGAUAUCACACAGCUUGACUCUAGGUGUCUCGAGCACGCCGAGUUCCUCGAUACAGGCUCUUUCAAUCCUUUCAUCGAGCCAACCCUUCACCCGCUCGAAUUCGAACUUCGCAACUGUCAAGACGCCGUCAUGAAUUCAGGCGAAGAUGAAUGGAUAUUCAAAGAACAUCGCAAGCACGCCCUAACCUACCUCGAGCCACAAUGGAAUCAAAUCAUGGUUGCAAAUCAUAGACUCACGACAUUUAUAAAGCAACAUAAAGUCCCCGGCGGCAUAUUCGACACUGCUGAGCGAAAGAAGGAAAAAUUAGGGUUCUCAAACAAUCCAUGGGAAAUACGCGAUCCAGACUGGGAGCAGAAAAUCUGUCUCGCCCUAGUCUAUCUCAAGCGCUACGCCAAAGCAUUCAAAAGACACACCACCUCUGCCAUCGAAGCCCAGAUCCUCUCACAACGUGAUCUCUACAACAGCCAUUACAAAAAUCUACCCCGCGAUCGUCUAAUCAAACACCUAAUGACCGAUCACCAAGUCGGCAAAAUCCGCCACUUCAUCACCAAGUUCAGCACAGCGGUCGAUAUGUGUGACCGGCAAUACCUCGAGAUGUUGACGGCGCGAAAGGCGCUCUUUGAUCAUGACGGAUUGGGCGAAUACGAAUGCGGUGAUUUUAAUCUGCACAAGGAACUGUCUGCGGAAAUGAUUGAUUGGUGUGUGAAUGAGCCCGAUUUGACGCCGCAGGAUUCGUCGGAUGCGGAUGAUGAUUAUGGCGAGGUGAGUGAUGAUGGAAGUGAUUGGUCGGAUUAUUAAUGAGCUUCUGGAUUGCUCUUUGGAGUUUGAUAUCAGUGGUUGUGUUGAUUGAUCAGCGUGGACGAUUGAUUUUAUGGCGUUGGGAUUUUAAUUGUUAGAAGUGUAGGAAAUAAUACAAGCGGAUUCAAGUUUCA
Messenger RNA from Botrytis cinerea B05.10, 1906 nucleotides. RefSeq lists its product as hypothetical. The transcript has a single exon. The record is from RefSeq and is a predicted model, not a curated record. Lineage: Eukaryota; Fungi; Ascomycota; Leotiomycetes; Helotiales; Sclerotiniaceae. The coding region runs from base 54 to 1772 and encodes 572 amino acids.